ACAGCCACAAAGUCAAUAUGGGCUAUAUCGUAAACAUUCAUGAAAACAAACAUUUGCUUUUUGGUCUUAAUUUAAUGUUAGGGCUAUGCAUACGGUUAGCUAAGUUGUCAAGUUUAAGGUUAGGGCCAGGUUUAAGAUUUUAAGAAGAUCAAUUGUAGAAAUAGGCGGGGUUUAGUCAUAAUUAUGACUUUGUGGUUGUGGUAACAAAGGACGACCCCGUCUUUUCUCCUCAGCUUUCAAGGUAGAGAGACUGGCACCGUGUACAUCAAUCCAUUCGGUGAUAUCACUGAGAGGUCACAGUUUUACAGCUCUCUGCAAUUAUAUAGUGAACACAGCUGGUGGACAUUGAACCAAGGCGGUUUUAUAGUAAACUCAAGGAUGUCUGGAGAUCUGUCCCUGGACAUUAACAUCAAGGAGCCGCGAUGGGACCAGAGCACAUUCAUGGGCCGCGCCCAGCACUUCUUUUUCGUCACCGACCCCAGGAACAUCCUCAAGUCCUCUAAGACACUGGAGGACGCACGGGUCACUGUGGAGAACUACAGGUUAGGAGUGGUGAAGCCAGGUCUGACAGAAGAUGAGCUGUGGAGAGCCAAGUACGUCUAUGACUCUGCCUUCCACCCUGACACCGGAGAGAAGAUGGUGGUGGUGGGACGCAUGUCUGCCCAGGUCCCCAUGAACAUGACCAUCACCGGCUGUAUGCUCACAUUCUACAGGACGACUCCAGCAGUGGUGUUCUGGCAGUGGGUGAACCAGUCCUUCAACGCUGUGGUCAACUACACCAACCGCAGUGGAGAUGCUGCCCUCACCACCAAUCAGCUGGCUGCAGCGUACGUCAGUGCGACCACCGGAGCCGUAGUCACAGCCCUGGGACUCAAGUCUCUAGCCAAGCGCCUUCCAGCCGUCAUGAGCCGGUUCGUCCCCUUCUUUGCUGUAGCUGCUGCCAACUGUAUCAACAUCCCCUUCAUGAGGCAGAGGGAGCUGAAGUACGGCAUCCCAGUGACAGAUGAGAAUGGAAACCGGUUAGGGGAGUCAGUCACCGCUGCCAAGUCGGGCAUCAUUCAGGUGGUGGUGUCCAGGAUUGGCAUGGCUGUGCCAGCUAUGGCUAUCCCCCCUGUGAUCAUGAACGCCCUGGAGAAGAAAGCCUUUAUGAAGCGGUUCCCAGUCCUAAACGCUCCAGUACAGGUGGGACUGGUGGGUCUGUGCCUGGUGUUUGCCACUCCUCUGUGCUGUGCCCUGUUCCCACAGAAGAGUUCUAUGGCUGUGAGCAGCCUGGAGCCAGAUCUGCAGGAGAGGAUACGACAGAACAGUCCCCACACUACUACCGUCUUCUUCAACAAAGGCCUGUAGGACCACCCAACCACACACACCACAGACCAGCCCCCUCUGCUGGCUGGACCCUGCUAGUACAGCUCAGCGGGCAAAGAGAAUAUUAUAUUUAUGCUUAUUUUUGUAUUUACCUGUUUGUUUACUAUGUUUGUUAUAGGCUUUAGGAUUUGAUUAGGGUGAUGGUGAGGGGUGCGUCUCAAUCCUAAAAAGUUGCUUCCUUAUCUGAAAGGAUGGAAUAAGGGGGGGAGCCUACCAGUCAGGUUUUGGUCAUCAUUGUAGAUGAAGGAAAGGAGACGAGGAAGCCACUUCAGAGUAAUGAGAUGCACCUGAGGUGAGAGUAGUGUGACAGACAAACAGACCAUGGUUUAGUCUGGUGUAUUUGUCCUUCCUGGGGUUGUGGCUGUUUAGUUACUGACUGCUGUGAAUGUUACAGAAUGACAAAAUCUACUUCCAUCACCACUAACUACAUACAUGUCACCCCUUGUAUUUGACCCCAGAGUUUUUUUGUUUGUUUUUUCCCUCUCUCUCUCUCCCCAAAGUGUGUUGUUAUUUAUUGCCCUUGUGUUUGAGAUCGUACCAUUUUGAGCUGUGUGCACUGAAACCCAUUCAUGACUUGCAAUUAGAAAAUAGUCAAAUGUAAUCUGCUAGAUAUCCACUCCCUCAAGUUGGCUUAACUGUAGUCUAGUACAGGUAGUGAAGGAUAACAGUUGGUUUAUGAGCACAUUAGACUGACCUGUUAUUGAAUUGCUUUUUGGGUCUACCAGGGUUUUGUUUUCUGUUGCAAAAUGUUUUGCUCCAGUGAGUGUGCCCCAAUGAACAUGACACAGUUGACGAGCACAGUUUCUAUCUCCCUUGGAAGUGUAUUUGCACACACGCUGUCCCACCUCAGCCUAGUGCACCGGGAACCCUGUGUGUUUGUGUUAUCAAGAAAACCUUUAGAGGUGCAAUGACACUGCAUGAGCACUCCUAAAUUAGAUUUCAGUAAGCACAUCCCCAGUAGCACUGAUGUCAAUGAUAUGGCAGAAUAAAGGUUUCUAUAGGACAGGAUCCAAGGCUUAAUGUUUAAGCCCCAUAUCAAGGCCUCUCUUGAUUUGGAAACACUAUGGAUGAAUUUGGAUCGUGUCUGUGCAGUUUCAACGGAACUCAUGAAUGAUUGUUGGUGACAUUUGUGCCGUGUAUCACUAUUGCCAUUGAAGGGGAAGGUACUGUGUUGUCUAAAUGUUAAAGGAAUUGUGUCUGUUUUGUCCUAACCACCCUGCCACAGCCCUCCUGUCAGUUUGUGACGCUUAUUGACUCUUUAGUCAUUCUUCUGUUACAAUAGAGAAGAGUUAACUUGCCGUGGUGACCUAGAUGUGUGGUGGGGCCAACUUAUGCAAUAAGAGGCAAGGGAGUAAAUAUGAAUCCCAGUCUAUAUGUUAGCUUUAGAUUAAUUGUGUUGUGGUGAUGUGUACCAAAUAUCGUUUUAUUGUCAUAAAACAAAGUUGUGAGAACCAGGGCUCUUAAACUACAGGCCCGCUGACCAAAUGUGGCUCCCAAGCUGAUUUAAUGUGGCCCGUGGUUGUCUUUAGUAAAUGCAGCCCAUGGUCAUGAAGGGAUACAGGGAGAUUCUGGCAUUUUCCACUUACCCAGAUUCUGAUGAACUCGUGGAUACCAGUUGUAUGUCUCUACAUGCAGUGUGAUGGAAGUUAGAGAUAUUUCUGCGGGCCAAGGCUAACUAGUUUUAGCACAAUGAUUGGUAGUCUACAUGUUCGCUAGCAUACGCUUAAUUGCUCGAAUCUGGCAGUAUCCCUUUAACCUUGUGUAAAAGGAAAUCGUCGAUUAGAUUGUAGGACAGUUGGAAGUAAUGCUUGGAUCUUUAGUUCCUGUGUGGAAAAUCUGGGCUUAGUUAGAGCAUUCCUGAUCAAACCUGGGCUAUAAUACAGUAUAUUAAUGUUGUUGAAUAUCCAGCUAGAUGUCAAGUGUAGUAAUGAUAUGGUUGUUUAGUAGUCUAGACAAUUUCAUAGUAUCAACUGAGUAACUUUGUGGUGGAAAUAUAGUAUGUACAACAGGUAUAUUUUUCUGGGAUUAAGAUGAUGUAACAGAGGAUAUAUUUAACAAAUAAAUGGUGGCGAGGUAUUAGGAGAUUUAAAACUUCAGGGUGCACUGUUCCAUUUCUCCACCUGGUGGCAAUGUUUUAUUCAGCUAGAAGUUAGAACAACUAUUACACAUUUUCAGUGUGUUUGUGAGUCAGAGUUUGAAUAUAGUUGUCAAAACUACCCAUCAAUAUUGUCCCGGCUGACUUUAGUACGGCUUCGCCAUGUAGCUUGGUCCCAAAUCUUUUUGUGCGGUCUUGCCAGGUUAUAGGUCACCUUUUCCUCUGUCAGUCAGUAUUGCAUGUCUACCAAACCACUCUGCUUGGUAGUUCCCUCUGAAUGAAAUCAGUGGAUAUUUAUGCAAAGAAGACAUGAAUGAAUCUCCUCCUCACAGACUGAUACGAAACUUGUUUUUUUCCCCCCACGCUUUUUUUUGUAAUGAAUCCGCAUAGCCUGGUCCCAGUUCUGUUUGUGUGGUCUUGUUUAGGGUGACAAUGACCAUAGGAUUUUGAUAACACAAACCGAUCUGGAACCAGGCUAGGCUCCUCAUACAUUUUAUUGAAAAUGUAUAUUGUCUAUAGACGAUCAGAUGCACUGCAGCACAGUGUUAUGGCCAUACAGUAAACACUACAUUAUGCCAUGGCUUUCAACUGUAAAUACCAGGGUUGGAGUCAGUUCCUUCUUAAUUGACUGAAUUGAAAUGGAAUUAACCCCAAUUCCAGUAGAUACUGGUUCAUCUGUACUGUACCUACACACACACAGAGUAAAUUGUUAUUCCACUAGUCACAAUGUUUUUGUGUCCAUAAUUGAAUAAAAUACCAUAUAUUUCAUGAGCAAGUUGACACCAUUGUAAAGUCAUUCACUCACCUAUUACUAUAAAAGGAGGUACCCUCUUCAUUGUAUGUUUGGGCCUGGAUUGGGUGCUGUGUAAUAACCAAUGUAAAGGGUGGGGGUACCACUUUUCUUUCUUUUAUUUUUUUUAAUAUAUACACAUAUGUAUUGGAAAUGUUUGUACUGUCUCCAUAAUGUGCUUGACAAUGUGUAUGAUAUAAACCAAGUCACAGUUUACUAUGAGCUUAGAGUAAGUUAUCCAGCAGUAGCUAGCUUUAUGUUAUCACCGCCAUUUAGCUUUCCCCAUUUAGUUGUUUUCUGGUCCUUUUGGAGGGGAGGGCAAGGAAAUGUGACUAGAACAAAAAUKAACCUAUAGCCCAGCCUUUUUAUAGCUAGAUUGUGCUGACAGAAACAUGCAAGGCUUGAGAUUGAAAAAGCAGUGGUCUUUAGCGUUUGUCAUCGGCUUCAGCUUAAUAUGACGAUCCUCUGUCAGGAUAUUUUCAUGCAAUAACUUUCAUAUGAAAUAUAUCUCUAGGUGCUUAGGCAUGUCAUUAUUGUAUUUAUAUAUUAUUAAAUAUAUCUCUAGGUUAGCUUUGGCAUGUCAUGGAAUUUGGUCUUGGCAGCACAUUGAAGGCACAACACUGAAGACAAUCUAUGACGUCGCUACACUCCAUGAAUGUUUUCAUGUUAAUGUGUGUCCAUGUCCAGUAAUUCACGGUUGUUCAGUACCCAUGUAGUUGUCAGUAUUGGUGCUCACUACUUGUUUUUCCCCUCUCCAUUUUGAGUUGGAAUAUGUUCUGGCACACCUGGACUAUGUAAGACAUUUACUAAGAGCUAUAGAAUAAAGUGAUUGAAAUGUGA
This is a messenger RNA of Salvelinus sp. IW2-2015, 5090 nucleotides long. Its product is annotated as sideroflexin-1. The record is from RefSeq and is a predicted model, not a curated record. NCBI's taxonomy places the organism in Eukaryota, Metazoa, Chordata, Actinopteri, Salmoniformes, Salmonidae. Gene Ontology annotation, cellular component: mitochondrial inner membrane. Gene Ontology annotation, molecular function: monoatomic ion transmembrane transporter activity. Gene Ontology annotation, biological process: serine import into mitochondrion; monoatomic ion transport.